AGAACCGACCGAUCGCAAGCUGCCUCUGCCUGCCUAGCUGACCACGCGUCACGCGCGAUCCCUAUAUAUCCAGCCCCAAGCACACCCUCGCCUUAUCACACGUUCACAAACACAGCCACGAACACCGGUCAGCUCAACCGAUCGUUCGAUCGCUUCACUCGAGUCAGACCGCAUGGCGUUCGCAAACUGCUGCGGUGGUGGUGGUGGUGCGUCGGCUCCGACGGCGGCUGCCGCGACGAUGGCCCUUGUGGUCGUGGUGCUGGCAGGUACGGCGAGCGGGGACUUCGCGGCGGACCGGGCGGAGUGCGCGGACCGUCUGAUGGGUCUGGCGACGUGCCUGACGUACGUGCAGGCGAAGGCGACGGCACGCGCGCCGACGCCGGACUGCUGCGCGGGGCUGAAGCAGGUGGUGACGGGCAGCAAGAAGUGCCUGUGCGUGCUGGUCAAGGACCGCGACGAGCCGGCGCUGGGGUUCCAGAUCAACGUCACCCGCGCCAUGGACCUCCCCUCCAUCUGCAACAUCCCCGCAACCUUCUCCGACUGCCCAAAGAUGCUCAACAUGUCGGACGACUCCCCCGACGCGCAGAUCUUCAAGGACUACGCGAAGAAGCACGAGUUCCAGAACGGCACCACCAUACCUGCUGCCGCAUCAGGUAGCGCGGUCGGGACGAGCGCGAGGACGCAGGCGACGAGCGGUGCCUGCGCCGGGAGGCAACCCUGCAAGCUCUUCUUCUACCUCGUCUCGGCCCUACUCGCCUCCGUUUCCGUUCUCGCAUGAUAAUCGCAUGGAUAGCCGACAGGGAGGUCCACGGAGGAGAAGAAAGCCAGAAAAACAAAGAGACAAGCAAAAGACACGCAUACUCUUUUUUUUUCUUCUUCUAGCUUUGUGAGUUGUGAUGAGAUGCUUGGGCUGACUGUGCCGGCAAUAGCUUGUACUCCCAGCUGUUGGGCGGCCUUCCAGCCUGGGAUUUAAGAGUGCGUUUGGUUGAUUGGACGGAACCGUCCGGAA
Molecule: messenger RNA, 1009 nt
Organism: Phragmites australis (common reed)
Lineage: Eukaryota; Viridiplantae; Streptophyta; Magnoliopsida; Poales; Poaceae
Product: non-specific lipid transfer protein GPI-anchored 14-like
Exons: 3
Coding region: 173-778 (201 amino acids)
Biological process (GO): lipid transport
Molecular function (GO): lipid binding
Source: RefSeq, a predicted model, not a curated record